Molecule: messenger RNA, 1025 nt
Organism: Neofelis nebulosa (Clouded leopard)
Lineage: Eukaryota; Metazoa; Chordata; Mammalia; Carnivora; Felidae
Gene: PQBP1
Product: polyglutamine binding protein 1
Exons: 7
Coding region: 168-965 (265 amino acids)
Biological process (GO): alternative mRNA splicing, via spliceosome
Cellular component (GO): nuclear body; cytoplasm
Molecular function (GO): ribonucleoprotein complex binding; protein binding
Source: RefSeq, a predicted model, not a curated record
GAGCGUCGUCCAGUUAUUUCAAGGCUCGGGGAGAGACGAGCUCGUUCUGUGCUUUGGGAGAAGGCAGUUGUAUGGCCCUGGCGGUCUUAGUGGCGACAAGAGAGAGGCGGCCGGUCUGACAGCCUUCCGCUACUCGCGUGACUGUAUUGGUCCGUCUGCUAUCCGCUAUGCCGCUGCCUGUUGCACUGCAGACCCGACUGGCCAAGAGAGGCAUCCUUAAACAUCUGGAGCCUGAACCAGAGGAAGAAAUCAUUGCUGAGGACUACGAUGAUGAUCCUGUGGAUUAUGAGGCCACCCGCUUGGAGGGUCUGCCACCAAGCUGGUACAAGGUGUUUGACCCUUCCUGUGGGCUUCCUUACUACUGGAACGUGGACACAGACCUCGUGUCCUGGCUCUCCCCACACGACCCCAACUCGGUCGUUACCAAGUCUGCCAAGAAGCUCAGGAGCAGUAAUGCAGACACUGAGGAGAAGUUGGAUCGGGGCCACGAAAAACCAGAGCGGGGCCACGAAAAACCAGAGCGGGGCCAUGAAAAACCAGAGCGGGGCCACGAAAAACCAGAGCGGGGCCACGAGAAGUCUGACAGAGAUCGAGAGCGUGGUUAUGACAAGGUGGAAAGAGAGAGAGAGCGCGACAGGGAUCGGGAUCGUGACCGUGGGUAUGACAAAGUAGACCGGGAAGAGAGCAAAGAACGGCGCCAUCAUCGCCGAGAGGAGCUGGCUCCCUACCCCAAGAGCAAGAAAGUGGCGAGCCGGAAGGAUGAAGAGUUAGACCCCAUGGACCCCAGCUCAUACUCGGAUGCACCUCGGGGCACAUGGUCAACAGGACUCCCCAAGCGGAAUGAGGCCAAGACAGGUGCAGACACGACAGCAGCUGGGCCCCUCUUCCAGCAGCGCCCCUACCCAUCACCAGGGGCUGUGCUCCGGGCCAAUGCUGAGGCCUCCCGAACCAAGCAGCAGGACUGAGCCUCCCCGCCACCCUACCACCCUGGGUAUUUUUAAUAAAGGCUUUUCAAUGGAUUGUGA